UCUGAGAUUACUGGUUUCCUGUCACCCCUAGCAACGCUUGUAGAUACUUCCCUAUACAAUAACACUGAGGUGGCCAUAUUAGAGAUUCGGUGAAAAAGGAGGGAAGAUAAAUCUGUUACAAAUCGAGUAGAACUUGCAAAAAAGCAAGAUGAUGACCAACAUCCGCAGCAACAUGCGCGGCCACAUGCUGGAGCAGACUCGCAGGCAGGAGGAGGUGAGAGAGGACACGCUGAAACGACUCGCCACGGAGAGGAUAAUGGAUGCCAACAUGCGCAGCGAGGAGAGGAUCGAGGACAAGCGCUUCCUGCGGCGGCAACAAAUAGAAAACAAGGAGCGAGAAAUGGAGGAGUCGAUAUUGAGGUCGGAGCGGGACAGGUUGUUAAAGGACCAGCAGCUCGCCCAAGAGGAACAACUGGCUCAGCAGCUGGAGAAGAUGAAGCAGGAGAAGACGAAGGAUGAGAAGAUGAGGCAGCAGAUCCGUGAAACCAGCCUGGAGCUGCGUGAGCUGGAGGCCAAGUUGAAGGCCGCCUACAUGAACAAGGAGAGAGCUGCCCAGCUGGCCGAGAAAGACGCCCUCAAGUUUGACCAGAUGAAACGAGACAGCCAGAUCGCGAGGGAGAUGAAGGAGCAGCACGACCGGGCUGCGGAGGCGGAGCAGGCGCGUCAGAUGGAGCGCUACAAGGAGCAGGUGCGGUACCAGCAGGAGCUGGAGCGGCAGCUGGAGGAACAGGAAGUGCGGCGGCAGCAGGCGUACGAGGAGUUCCUCAAGGAGAAGCUCAUGAUCGACGAGAUCGUACGCAAGAUCUACGAGGAGGACCAGAGGGACACAGAGAGGAACCUACAGAAGCGCAAGGCAACGCAGGCGUACAUCGCAGAGUUCAAGCAGGCGCGGGAGGAGUGGAAGGACCUGGAGCGACGGCGCAUGGAGGAGGAGAACAUGCGCAUCAUGCAGUUCGCCAACGUGCAGAAGGAGAGGGAGGAUGAGUUCCGCCAACAGAAGAUGGAGAAAGAGCAGGCCAUGGAUCGCAUGCAGAAAGAACUGUCGGAGCAGAUAGCACAGAAGGAUGCGGAGCGCGAGGAGAUGGAGCGGGUCAGGAUGGAGCUGUACCUCGAGGAACAGGAGGAGCGGGCUCGACAGCAGGAGCGAGCGGAGAUGGAGCGCAAGCUGCGGCAGCGGAUCGACCUACAGGCCACCCACUCCAAGCAGAUGCACUACAAGGCUCUCCGGCUCCAGGCUGAGAAGGACGAGGAGGAGGUCUUCAGACAACAGAUGUUGGCCAAGUUUGCGGAGGAUGAUCGCAUCGAGCAGAUGAACGCCCAGCGGCGGCGCAUGAAGCAGCUGGAGCACAAGCGUGCGGUGGAGACGCUGCUGGACGAGCGGCGGGCGCAGUACGCCAUGGAGAGGGAGCGGGAGGUGGAGGCCAGGCAGGAGGAGGUCAAGAUGGAGGACUUCCGGCGACAGAUCAUCGAGGAGGAGAGGCAGAGGCUGCUGAAGGAACACGCAGGCAGACUGCUGGGAUACCUGCCCAAGGGGGUGAUCCGGGACAGCCAGGACCUACAGAUGCUGGGCCCCGAGUUCCAGGGCGCAUACAAACAGAGGCAGAUCGACCCCUUUGAUGAAUCCGCCUGGGACCAGAGUGCCCGAUAGUGCCCCGCCCUGCCCCGCCCCCUCCAACAUUUUUACAUACAGACACAACCGACGGAGUGGCCACACUGUCAUCAAGUUGUGCACUCUUCACGUUAUCUUUGUGUUUACAAAUGUUCAUGUGAUUCUUCAGCCAUGUGGUAAUGCUAAUAAUUCCUGUCUCAUUUUCCCUGUGAACACAUCUGCAUGUGGCCUCCAAACACGAUGUAAGGAAGACAAGUUCUUAGUGGAAGUAACUUAUUCGUUUUGUUCUGUUGAAUUAUUACGUCCAGAUGUUUCAGAUUUGUUUUUAUUCUAAACUUGUUUCAUUGAAGAUUUAUUUAUCACAGACUUAUGUAUAAGCUCCACGUGUCCAGUAUUUCUAUGCAUUAUCAGCCAUGGCUGACAAAACUGAAAUGUGGCUCUGUCCAGAAUGUUUUGCCACGACACAGAUGUAGCUGUCCUUGAUGUGGCCACUGACCCACCCUCACUUCACCCUGUCAUCAGGAGCGCCCAUUUUGUACUUUUGUAUUUUGAUGUAGAACCCUUCAUAUAGUUAAUUCAAACUCUUGUCAAUAAUUUCAAAAUGUCAUUUAAUAUUUCUUUAACUUCAAAGUCUUCACGAAACAAUUACUGAUGUCAAAUAUGAUUUGAAGAGAAUGAUAAUCACCAAGAUAAACUCUAUGGAAUAAUGUCAGCGUGUGAAUCCUCACCACUGUAUGAGCACUAGUGUUAGACUGUAUGUAUGGUGGAGCUAUUGUCAGUAGGAUGUUUGUAUAUAUCUCUGUAGACUUCUACACUGUAAAUAGAGACUGGGUGUACAUAUACUAUGAGGUAGUCAGCUGCUGUGAUGGAAGUAAAUGCUUGUAAAUC
Messenger RNA from Haliotis rufescens (red abalone), 2497 nucleotides. Its product is annotated as meiosis-specific nuclear structural protein 1-like. Lineage: Eukaryota; Metazoa; Mollusca; Gastropoda; Lepetellida; Haliotidae. The record is from RefSeq and is a predicted model, not a curated record. The coding region runs from base 149 to 1648 and encodes 499 amino acids. The transcript is spliced from 10 exons. Gene Ontology annotation, biological process: cilium organization. Gene Ontology annotation, cellular component: motile cilium.